GUGUACAGUGUACUGUAUAAAGGGGAGUCUGGUUACAGGAUGGCCCAUUGUAAGUGAAACGAAUCACUGAGUUCUGCAGAUCUGCUGUUCUCUGGGUUUCUUGGUUUUUAACACGGAAGAAUAAAAAUGUCUGAGGAAAAAAGUCUACUGCCUUUGACUUAUAUGGAAGAAGAAUCAGAACUGUUUCCUAAAAAAUACUCCAACCUUUCUGAAAAUGUAAAAUCACAGUGCAAAGACUUGGAAGAGAAGCUGAAAACAUUUGUAAAGGAGCUGGAGGAGGUCCAGGCAACAUUGCCAAAAUCUGUAGAGGAAUGUGUUAAAGAACUUCGCAGCAUUGCAGAUGGUAUUGAUCUAUUUCACAGAAAUGCCACCAUAGCCAGCGUUGUUGGAAGCUCAGUUGGGAUAGCGGGUGGAAUCACCACCAUUGUGGGCCUGGCUUUGGCUCCUGUUACCUUUGGAGCAUCUCUGAUUGUGACCUUGGUUGGUGUGGGAGUCGCUUCUGCUGGAGGAAUCACUGGGGCUGCAUCUUCUAUUGCUGAUACUGCUAAUAUACGUAUGAAAGGCAAGAGAGUAGAAGAGAUUAUACAGACAAUCCAGGUGGACAUAGCACACUUGGAGGAACUUCUGAAAUCCAUUAAUGCUCACAUUGAGGACAUGAAAAGGCUGGUGGGUUUGCAAAAUGUUGAUAUUGCAAGGGCCGGUGCAAGAGGAGUCUUUGCAGCAGUGGAGAUAACAAGGCUGGCUCAGCUGGCCAAUGUAUCAGCAACUGCUGCAAGAGCAGCCCAGAUAGCAGCGCGGGGAGCCCAGGCAGCAGCAGCCGUAUCUGGGGUCUUAGCAGCACUCUUUAUAUUUGUUGACAUUGCAUUUGUUGCAAAGGGAGCAAAAGAUCUGAAAGAAGGGGCUAAAGUUGAGCAAGCUAAAAAAAUCCGAGCUGUUGCUGAUGAGCUGGAGACUGAGUUUGAAAAGCUGCAAGCUGCUGCACUUGAAGUGCAAAAUGGUUUUUCAUUCAUGAACUACAAUAAAGGAUAUUUAGCUCUCAUGUAACAUUUGAAACACAUAUAUUAUAUAUCAAGCUGUAUACCUACAAACAUAUACAGUAUAUACAUUUAAAGCAAGGUAUUUACCAAGCUGGAUCUCAGGUAGGGUGGGAAUAAACCAACUGUAGGACUGGCCAGACCAGGGGUCACUGAUGGACUUGGCCAGCAUGAAUAUAUCGCAAUAUAUGGACAAACAAUCGCUGAGAGGACACUUUUUUCAUUAUUAAUGCACAAAAUAUCUUAAUGUCCUUUAUAAAUUGAUAAUGGGUUGAAUGCAGGGGAUGUUUGUAUGAAUUAACCAACUGUAAGACUGGCCAGACCAGGGGUCACUGAUGGAGUUGGUCAGCAUGAAUAUAUCACAAUAAAUGGACAAAAAAUCGCUGUUUUGUUUAAAGGGCAAGACACUUUUUUUAGUAUAAAUUGCCAAAAUAUCUUAAUGUCAUUAAUAAAUUGAUAAUGGGUUGAAUGCAGAGAAUAUUUGUAUGAAUUAACCAACUGACACACUGGCUGUGGUGUGAUUGUUAUUAUUAACAUGUAUUUUUUAAAUGCCAACCUAUUGCGCAGCACUAUAAAAUAAAUGUGUUUAUACAAAGACAUCACAUGAAUUACCUACAUAGAACAUACAGCGUUACAUAACAAUCAGCACCAGCACAAAAGGUGAGUGUGAAAAGACUGUGGGAGAGAAUUCCAGAGGAGGGGUGCAGCCCUUGCAAAGGCUUGAAUAUGAGCAUGAGAUGAUCUUUAAUUUUCUAGUAUAGAAAGUAUAUUUUCAUGGGGUAUUUCUUAUUAUGUACAUGGGGAGUAUUUUUAUUUAUCAGUCUUGCAAUAAAGGAUUUGCAUUGUACCAAGCUUAGGAAAUGCUUGUUUCUCAUUUCUAAACCUGAAUAAAUGAUAUAACCUA
Xenopus laevis (African clawed frog) is the source of this 1938-nucleotide messenger RNA. Its product is annotated as apolipoprotein L6-like. The transcript has 4 exons. The record is from RefSeq and is a predicted model, not a curated record. Bases 127 to 1044 code for a protein of 305 amino acids. Lineage: Eukaryota; Metazoa; Chordata; Amphibia; Anura; Pipidae.